This is a messenger RNA of Trichoderma harzianum CBS 226.95, 906 nucleotides long. RefSeq lists its product as hypothetical. NCBI's taxonomy places the organism in Eukaryota, Fungi, Ascomycota, Sordariomycetes, Hypocreales, Hypocreaceae. The transcript has 4 exons. The coding region runs from base 1 to 906 and encodes 301 amino acids. The record is from RefSeq and is a predicted model, not a curated record.
AUGCCAUCCGUCCUCAAUAUCUUCUUCACUUUGCUAAGCAUCAGCCAUGUUACCUAUGGCACCAAGGUUGAGAAUAUCGGCAUACGCCCUAGUGGUCAUCUUCUGCUAAAUACCUUUGAUCAAGGAAAGAUGUAUACUAUUGAUCCUAGCACUAAGAAUCCAAAUAUUGAGCCAGACCUUUUUGCCAGUCUUCGAGCAACUAGUCUGGACUCGGAAUUGAUAACAUAUACUACAACAAUAGAUAUACCUAGCCUCGGUGUAUACGGAACAGUCACGCUUCACUCAGUUGCACCACCUCAGUAUCCUUGCGGGUUGAAUGUUGCGGGCGUGAGUGAGGAGAUGCUGCCAAAUGUUGGAUGGGCUAACGCUGUUCCCGACGCUUAUGCAUCGGUGGAUCUUGUCAUAAACGGCACGAAACUGCAGUUCAGUGAUGGUAUCGGAUAUCACGAUAAGAAUUGGGGAACUGCUCCAUUGGCAGACAAUUUGGAGACGUGGUAUUGGGGCCACGCACGUGUCGGACCAUAUUCGAUCGUAUGGUUCGAUGCCACUCCUCCUAACGGUGCCGAAAGGUUUUCCGCAUACGUGGCUAAAAACGGAAUCGUAGCCCAAGCGAGCUGCGCAAACAAAUCUGUGUUUGUGCGACCGUGGGGUGCCAAUAGUACCUAUCCACCACUGCCAUCCACUGGACCUAUGCAGGGGAUUGAAGUAACAUUUGAAUUAGGUAAUGGGGAAACCUUGGCUGCAAAUGUGACUACUGGCGCGUUCGUUGCGAGUGAUGGUGACUACUACGUCCGCACCUUGGGCUCAUUGUCAGCUACCAUCAAGUCGCCUGGCAGAGAUGAUGAAGUAUUUCACGGUGGCCGUGCCUUAUACGAGGAGUUCAAAUUUGGUCCAUCACAGAAAUAA